This is a messenger RNA of Oldenlandia corymbosa var. corymbosa, 3693 nucleotides long. The record is from the annotation of a GenBank genome assembly. NCBI's taxonomy places the organism in Eukaryota, Viridiplantae, Streptophyta, Magnoliopsida, Gentianales, Rubiaceae.
AUGGUGGAAACCAGAAGAGGUGCUUCUUCUUCUUCUUCCUCCAAGCGCAAGACCCCUUCCGCUUCAUCUUCUCCUCCCCCCAACGGCAAACGAUCCAAGGCGGCGGCGGAGGAGUCUUCGUCGACUAAUGAAGUGCCGCAGGAGGGGAAUACAAGUUCCGGGAAGGACUCCGGAAGGGAUAAUCCGGCCGACCAAGAGUUUCGGUCGUCGGCUGAUCUGACGGAUGCUGUCAAUGAUUUGAAGCUGAUGUCGGAUAAUUCACUGGAGGGUUGCGUUGAAGGUGAUUCUAAUGUUAAUAUAGGGAAGGGGAAAUCAAAAAGCCGUGGCAAGAAAAAGCAGUCGAAAUCUUCUGAUACUAAUGGGGUUGCUUGGGGGAAGCUUCUCUCUAGGUGUUCUCAGAAUCAUAAUGUUGUCAUGAAUAGUGCAACUUUCACUGUUGGGAAGGGCCCUGAGUGCGACUUGUAUGUUGGAGACCCAUCCGUUAGUAAAUCUCUAUGCAUUCUGAAACUCCAGGAUUCCGAGAAUGGAUGUCCCGUCACCAUGCUUGAAAUUACUGGGAAAAAAGGUUCUGUCCAAGUUAAUGGCAAGAUAUACCCACAAAACUCUACCGUGCCACUAAAAGGAGGCGAUGAAGUGGCUUUUAGCUCAUCUGGGAAACAUGCUUAUAUCUUCCAGCAACUAAAUGGUGAUGAAUCAUCGGAUACUGAGAUUCCCCCAUCUGUCAACAUAUUAGAAUCUCACGAUGCAGCUGUCACGGGGUUGCAUUGGGAGGCCAGGUCGAGAGAUUCAGCUACUGUUGCAGUGGCAUCUACUCUAGCAUCUUUAUCCAAUCCGACGAAAGAGCUAUCUUCCGUUCCACCUUCAUCUGCAACUGAUGAGGACGCACAAAAUGGUGCAGAGACACCUACAGUUCCUUCUGUAUGUGAAUUAUCAGAUAACCGUAUUGUUGAUGCAGAAAUGAAAGAUAGUGCUGGUGAUAACACUAGUCCUAACUUGGGCGACGAGACAAAUGUUCCAUCCUCCAAUGCUGCCGGUGAGAACCUGAAUCUUGACUUUGGGGGAAUGGAAUCUGUUGAUCCAGACAUUGGGAAGGUAGCAACAGCAUCGAAAAAUAUAAGUUCACUUCUGAAACUUUUUGUUCAAUCUGCUCCCGACCUUGGUUUAAGCAGCGGCUUAAGCAAACAUGCUAAUGACCAUUACGGAGUAAGGGACUUAGAUCCCCUAUCAUCAACCAGGCGACAAGCAUUUAAAGAUUUGCUACAGCAAAGGAUAAUUGAUCCGAACAGUAUAGAAGUCUCAUUCGAAAAUUUUCCGUACUACUUGAGUGAGACGACGAAGAAUGUUCUGAUCGCUUCUACUUACAUACCUUUAAGGAGCAACCAAUUUUCUAAAUACACUGCAGAACUUCCCACCGUAUGUCCCAGAAUAUUGUUGUCUGGUCCUGCAGGGUCGGAUAUUUAUCAGGAGACAUUAACAAAAGCACUGGCAAAACAUUUUGGUGCUAAACUGCUCAUAAUUGAUUCACUCAUGUUGCCUGGUGAAUCAAUAAGUAAGGAGGUCGAUCCUGUAAAAGAAAUUUCAAAGCCUGCAAAAGUUAGCGUUUUUGCUAAACGGGCUGCUCAGACGGCUGGAUUACAGUGGAAGAAACCAGCUUCAAGUGUUGAGGCUGACAUUACUGGGGGUUCUACAGUAAGCUCACAGGCACAGCCAAAGCAGGAGGCAUCUACUGCAACAUCGAAGACCUAUACUUUCAAGCAAGGUGACAGGGUGAAGUAUGUUGGUGGCAGUGGCGCACAAACUCCAUCCAGGGGUCCCAUACCUGGUUACAAAGGCAAGGUGGUUGUGGCAUUUGAGGAAAACGGUUCUUCAAAAGUUGGGGUGAGAUUUGAUAGAUCAAUACCAGAUGGAGACGAUCUUGGGGGCUGCUGUGAAGGAGAUCACGGUUUCUACUGUGCUGCCAACCUGCUUCAGCUUGAUAACUCUGAUGACAUUGACAAGUUUGCUAUCAGUGAACUCUUGGAGGUGGCGUCCAAAGAAAGUAAAAGUGGUUCAUUAAUUAUUUUUGUGAAAGAAACUGAAAAGUCUAUGACUGGGAGUAAUGAUGCACUUGGAACCUUUAAAUAUAAACUUGAAAGAUUGCCGAAGAAUGUAGUUGUCAUACUUUCGCACACGCAAACAGAUAGUCGGAAGGAGAAAUCCCAUCCUGGUGGUCUUCUUUUUACUAAGCUUUCGAGCAAUCAGACAGCACUGCUUGAUUUGACCUUUCCGGAUAGUCUUGGUAAAUUGCAUGAUAAAAGCAAAGAAACUCCGAAGAUAGUUAAGCAGCUUUCCCGAGUUUUUCCUAAUAAAGUGACGAUACAGCUUCCUCAGGAUGAAGCAUUGCUGUCUGAUUGGAAACGGCUAUUGGACCGUGAUAUUGAAACAUUAAAGUCACAGUCAAACAUUGUUAGUAUUCGGACGGUACUAAAUCGAGUUCGGAUAGAGUGCACCAACCUUGAUGAACUGUGCAUCAAAGAUCAAGCACUGACAAUUGAAAAUGUGGAGAAGAUUAUCGGUUGGGCUGUAAGUCAUCACUUUAUGCAUUCUUCUGAAGCUCUUGGGAAAGACAAAAAACUUUCUAUAAGCAGUGAAAGCAUUCAAUAUGGGCUCGACCUCCUGCAGGGUCUUCAGAAUGAAACGAAGAGUUCAAAGAAAUCUCUCAAGGAUAUUGUUACCGAGAAUGAAUUUGAGAAGAGACUCCUUGGUGAGGUUAUACCACCAACUGAUAUUGGAGUUACUUUUGAAGACAUUGGAGCGCUGGAAAAUGUGAAGGAAACUCUGAAAGAGUUGGUUAUGCUACCUCUACAGAGACCGGAGUUAUUCUGUAAAGGACAGCUGACAAAGCCUUGCAAAGGAAUAUUGCUAUUUGGACCUCCUGGUACGGGUAAAACAAUGCUUGCCAAAGCUGUUGCCACAGAAGCUGGUGCAAACUUCAUUAAUAUUUCGAUGUCAAGCAUCACUUCGAAGUGGUUUGGUGAGGGGGAGAAGUAUGUGAAGGCGGUCUUUACCUUGGCUAGUAAAAUUGCUCCGAGUGUUGUGUUUGUUGAUGAGGUCGACAGCAUGUUAGGAAGGCGGGAAAAUCCCGGAGAACAUGAAGCAAUGCGCAAAAUGAAGAAUGAGUUCAUGGUGAAUUGGGAUGGUCUGAGAACGAAAGAUAAGGAACGGGUACUAGUACUUUGUGCUACCAACAGACCUUUUGACCUUGACGAGGCUGUCAUCAGGAGGCUUCCUCGGAGGUUGAUGGUAAAUUUACCCGAUGCACCUAACCGGGAGAAGAUUCUGAAAGUAAUAUUGUCUAAAGAAGAAUUAUCGCCCAAUGUAGAUCUGGAAGCAAUUGCUAAUAUGACCGAAGGAUAUUCCGGAAGUGAUUUAAAGAACUUGUGUGUAACAGCAGCUCAUUGUCCGAUUAGAGAAAUUUUGGAGAAAGAGAAAAAGGAGAAAUCAUUGGCAUUGUCUGAGAAUAGGCCUUUACCCCCAUUGUAUAGCAGUUCAGAUGUCAGACCACUCAGCAUGGAGGAUUUCAAGUAUGCACAUGAGCAGGUAUGUGCUAGCGUGUCUUCAGAGUCUGCAAAUAUGAAUGAGCUUGUUCAAUGGAAUGAACUCUAUGGAGAAGGCGGUUCAAGGAAGAAGAGAUCCCUUAGUUACUUCAUGUAG